Eupeodes corollae is the source of this 996-nucleotide messenger RNA. RefSeq lists its product as uncharacterized. The transcript has 2 exons. Lineage: Eukaryota; Metazoa; Arthropoda; Insecta; Diptera; Syrphidae. The coding region runs from base 169 to 825 and encodes 218 amino acids. The record is from RefSeq and is a predicted model, not a curated record.
AGCUACUUAUUGCUAUCUUAAGACCUCACCGAGUUAACCUUCAAAAUUCACAAAAAUCGUUUUUUGUUUAGUUUUGAAUGUCAAAAUUUUUAUAUAUUUUUCUAAUAACAUUUUGUUUAUUUUUUGAAUUUUUGCACUGAAACUUUAUUUUACUGGAAAUGGCAAAGUAUGGCCAUAAGCUUCCGAUGCCUUAAAUGUUCAAAAAUUAUAAAAUGUGAACAAUAUGAUAAACAAAUUCUCUUCGAACACAUAAAAACCGAUCAUCCAGAUAUUAAUCUUCUAGAAAAUGAUAGUGGGAUGGAAAAACUGGAUAAUGAAGAAACUUUAAUUGGUACAAAAGUUGGCCAAUGUCUUCCGGAUAUAGACAUUCACAUGGAGGAAACAACUAUAAGAAGUCCGGAACUAAAACCAAUCUAUACCCGAAAGUAUAAAGUUACAAAACCACUUACGCCUCGGAGUCCUCAAAAACGUCGUAUGUACAAAACGUCCAUUGAGAAAUGGAAGCCUGCUAAGGGUAACAUUUAUUGUCCUAAGUGUGGAGCUACAAAGAAACCUAUUAUUAAGACGAAGUCGGAAAAGCGUACAUAUUCCCCCAUUGAAGCGGCUUGCAUCUUGACUUGUUGGCCAUUGUGUUUGAUACCAUUCUUUCAAGCCCCCUCCAAGGACUAUCUCUACUGUGCCGAGUGUCUAAACUUUUUAGGAAUGUAUGACAAACAGAGAAAUUGUAUUAGACCAAACAUUAAUUAUGUUGAAGCUGACGAAUGUCAAAAACAGACCCUUGAAAAUUCGAUUGGAAACUGUCAGAACAGAGAAUCGUCUAAAUAAGUUACAUCUAGAAGAUUGAAAAAGUAGUUAAAUUUGAAUUUGUAUUUAAACCAAACAAAAACAUAGCUUUUGUAGAUUCCAUUUUCGUUUUGAAAAUGGCAUAAUUGUAAUGUGAACUUUUGAAUAAAAUUUGAGAGAAAGUUAAUACUCGAACCAAUUCCAUCAAACAGA